CUGGUUAAACAUGCAUAGUAUAGGGGUUUUAACUGCUAUUAUCCAUCAGAAAAUAUCAAAAUCAAAGAAAUGACGCCGUUUUGAGAAAUAGAUGUCGUUUAGCAGAUACUUGCUGCUGCCUGUUGUUUCUUGCUGCUGAGAGAAGCCGAGAAAGCGGAGAUCCAGAGGAGAGAAGACGACACAUCGGAAAAACGGAAAGAGAAAGUGAGAGACCAAAUCGGAGGAAGAUCGGAAUCGGUCUCCGUUCGCGGCCUCCGUCAUUGACCUGCCUUCUUCGCUUCCGGGAUGAAGAAUUGGCUUGGACAGAAACGUUAACCCGGCACCAUCGUCCAACAUUGUUCUCCAUCUAUUCAGAUACUCAGUUGGAUUCAGCUCGAAAUCCAAUUGAGUAAUGGCGCCGAUCUUCGAGUACUUCGUCGUGUGCGGGCUGGGUCCCGAGAUUCGAACCCUUGACGGGGACAAAGGUUACCAUGGAGUAGGCGUUCUGUACUUGCCAACACUGCUUGACCAAUACCCGCCGGAAAAUCAUACUCUGUACCCUCCGCCUCCGCCCCAGCUCCCCACUUGUGUGUUGCCAGCUGGUGUGGAGAUCUUCUCUACUGGAUUUGAUGUUAACGAUCCUUCCACUGCGCCACGGAGCUAUCCUAUCGUUUUGACGGAGGGUGAUGGGUCUAAAAUUUACGUUAGUUGCAUUGCUUUCCGGGAUCCAGUUAGCGAGGAUAUUGCUGAAGCGUACCGAAUACCUCCAGAUUCAUUUGCUGACAAAUGCAUUUGUCUUGUUUCGCGGUCUCCUAGUAUUGGUGUCAUUCGCAAUGCUCUGGAGGAGCUAUUUGCACUUUGCUUUUCCUCGGAUGGCAGUAGCAAGCCGUUAUGGGAUGUAAUUGCACAUUUGGUAUCCAAUGUACCAUUGCCUACUCCUGGGAGGGAUCGCGUCUUGUUUGCUAUUGAGAAUUGUCUGCUUUCUGUGGAUCCUCCACCAAAAGAUGGUCUUCCUCAUGCUGAUAGUCUAAUAAUUCCUUGUUUGCUUGGUGUGAAGCAUGUGUACAUCCCAUUACUCUUUUUCAGUGGAGUAGACUAUAUUGAUGCUCCUACGCCAUAUAUGAUGGGUCUUCACUCAGGUGUUGAUACAUCCCACCUUGCGAUGGAUGGUGUUUCCCAGUUCUUAGAUACUCAUGGUUUCCUGGAUUUUCUGGAAAGAACUGGAAGCCUUGAUGAAAGUGACAAUAAUCUCCUAGACAAGUUACAAGAUGCUAUUGGACGGGGUCAAAAUCCUAUGUCAAUUCUCCCCUCAUCUUCUACGGAACCUGAAAUUGUUACCAUAUCAGAUCCAAGUGGGGGAAGAUCAGGAUCAGGUGCUAAAUAUAUUUAUGACAGGUUUCCUUCUAACAUUAGAUCAGAAGAACAGGAGGAGAAGAGGAAACAGAUUCUUGCUGCAGCAAGUGGAGCUUUUGAGUACAUUCAGAAUGCUCCCAACUUACCGUCUGUGCAAGUGGGGAAGGACGCUCUUAGUCCCAUGGAGAGGGCCGUAAGUUACUUGUAUCCUGAGUCAAAUGCUGUGGGCUUAUGGCUGCGUCUUCUGAAACUGGGAGCCACUGAUGAUCCCCUUUCCUCUUUUGAAUAUGGCACUAUCCUCGCAUUAAUUGAGUCUGAUGCUGAGGGAAUUGGUGGUAGCGGGUUUAUUGAAUGUAUAAGCGAGCAUAUACAUACUGGCUGGCAGUGUCAAUUGACUGAUGAGCAGUUCAUUGCCGUUAAAGAACUGCUUAAAACAGCAAUUGGCCGUGCAACAUCACGCAAUGAUAUGUCAACCAUUAGAGAUGCUUUGGAGGUAUCAGCUGAGAUGUAUAAGAAAGACAGCAACAAUGUGCCUGACUUUGUCCAACGCCAUCUAAUCUCAUUGUCUAUAUGGGAAGAACUACGGUUCUGGGAAGGAUUCUUUGAUUAUCUAAUCGAACGUUCCUCUGACAAGUCUGCCAACUAUGCUGCUCAAGUGACAUCACAGCUUAUCCUCAUGGCUUCACACAUGGCUGGUUUAGGAAUUUCUGAUACUGAUGCUUGGUACAUGAUAGAAACGAUUUCAGAGAAGAAUAGAAUUGGAUACAAGCAGCUUAUCCAACUCCGGGGAUUUUUAACACAUAUACAGCAGCUUCGUGUUGGUUAUUGGGGAGUCUCGUCUGUAAAGACACCAUCCAUGUCAUCUCUGGGAUUGACUUCUCCUCGCCCAAAAGAUGGCACAGAUGAAAAUCAACAACCUGCCGAGGCUUCUGUUGUUGGAAGGAGCUGGGUUCAGAGCAUGUUUAGUAGAGAUUCUUCAAGAGUAAACUCUUUCGCUCGUGUCCGUAAAUGGACUUCUGAUGGUGCUUCAGAUGCUUCUGCUGCUGGCCAAAAGAAACUGCAAACCAAUGUUCGAGUACUUAGAGGCCACAAUGGUGCUGUAACUGCUUUGCACUGUGUGACACGAAGAGAGGUCUGGGAUUUGGUGGGAGACCGUGAAGAUGCUGGUUUCUUUAUCAGUGGAAGCACAGACUGUAUGGUUAAGAUCUGGGAUCCUAGCAUCCGUGGUUCUGAACUUCGGGCGACUUUGGAAGGGCACAAAAGAACUGUUCGUGCUAUUAGUUCUGACAGAGGGAAGGUGGUGUCAGGAUCCGAUGACCAGACUGUUAUUGUGUGGGAUAAACAAACAACCCAGCUUCUGGAAGAAUUAAAGGGUCAUGAAGCUCAGGUCAGCUGUGUCCGCAUGCUGUCAGGUGAGCGAGUGCUCACUGCUGCUCAUGACGGAACUGUUAAGAUGUGGGAUGUUCGAACGGACACCUGUGUAGCAACAGUUGGUCGUUGCUCCAGUGCAGUCCUUUGCAUGGAAUAUGAUGAUUCAACUGGGAUACUGGCCGCUGCUGGCAGAGAUGCGUCUGUUAGAAUGGUUGGAGACACUUUGAUAACAGGUAGUGAUGAUUGGACUGCUAGAGUGUGGUCUGUCUCACGAGGAACAUGUGAUGCUGUCCUAGCCUGCCAUGCUGGGCCAAUCUUAUGUGUGGAGUACUCCGCAGCUGAUCGAGGAAUUAUAACAGGUUCAACUGACGGGCUACUACGAUUUUGGGAAAAUGAUGAAGGAGGCUUAAAAUGCAUGAAAAAUGUCACGAUUCAUAGCGCUUCCAUAUUGUCCAUCAACGCUGGGGAACACUGGCUUGGAGUUGGAGCAGCUGACAAUUCAAUGUCUCUCUUCAAUCGCCCUCAAGACCGACUUGGUGGCGUGGCUGGCUCAGGGUCAAAAUUGCCUGGUUGGCAGCUGUACCGGACUCCACAAAAGAUGGUUGCUAUGGUUCGUUGUGUGGCGUCGGACCUUGAACGGAAGAGGAUCUGUAGUGGCGGACGGAAUGGAGUUCUGAGAUUCCAAGAAAUUGAGAAUGGAGGGAAUUCCGAGGAUAAGAAGGAGAAGGACGAUUACUCGGCUGUAAUUCGUGAACUAGAAGAAGAUUGCGAUGGGUGUACAAAUGGCGGAUUGGAGAAUACUGGUGCUGAAUUGGACACAACUGUUCCAGCGGUGCAAAGUGGUAGUAAUAAGUAUGAGUUCGUCUCGUCUGGGGAAAUGAUGACCGGAUUCAUGGAAGAACCCAGGGUUUUGAAGUUCACGGUCUAUGAGCAGAUAAGCGAUGAUGAACGAUUCGAAUCGUACGUUGAGAAGGAUUUCCAGGGAGAUGAAUUCGAUGCAGAGAAUGGUUGGGACUUCUUCGAUCGUUCCCUGAUCGAGAAGCUAAUGGAGGUUCAGAAACGCAACGCGAAGUUCAUUGAUGAUGAUGAUGAUGAUGAUGAUGAUGAUGAUGGUCCUGUGGAAGAAGAAGAAGAAGAAGAAGAAGGAAUGGGUUUCGAUUCCGACGGAUUUUCAACGGAGGAGGAAUUUGAAUGGCGUGGACUGGAAUCUGUUUCAGAGAAUAUGUCCACGGAAGAAGAACUUAUGUCUGAGAUUGAAGGUGUCAGUGAUUUGGGGAAAACAGGGGAUGUUGAGGAGAAGAAGGAAACAGUUGAAACAGAGAAAACAGAGGGCUCUGUUUCGGGCGUAGACAUAGAAGUAGAUGCUGAAGAAGAAGAAGCUUCGGGCCAAAGACUGACAGUAGAACAGAAUUCUUUCCUUAGUGAAGAAGCUGAAAACUUUCCGACAGAAAAAUGCGUUUCACCAAUCAAAGAGUACCAUUUCUUCCCUUACAGAACUAUUUAUGAUGGAUCAGAUCCCAGGAUUAAUCUAGGCGCCUCCAUUGAUGAAGGAGAAGAGGUUAAGAAGAUGGAAUCUGUUCAACCCCCAGAAUUCAGCGAUUCCGAUGUAGAAAUCCAACAACAAAAUCAAGAAGAAGAAGACAACGAUUACGAAGAAGAAGAGGAAUUCAUUGAAUUAGACCCAGGGAAUCGGGAUUCAGCUUCAUUCAGAAAUGAUGACGAGAGAAUGGAGCAAGAACCGGUGAAUCCAGUCGAACCGAGCAUCGAGGAGACCCGUUUCUCCUCAAGUUACGAGUCCGAUGAAGACUAUACAGAUUCACUGUGGGAGCAUAGCGACAUAGUAGAACAGCUGAAGAUGGAGCUCAGGCAGCAGGCCAGAACCGGCGGCCUACCGACGAUUCUCGAGGAAUCGGAGACCGAAGAACCAUCCAUUCCUUCUCCCCAAGUGGUUCACGAACAACUGAAGCCGUGGAAGAUCGACGAUGAGAAGGUUGAGUACAAAGACCUCAUUGACAGCAUCCACAAAGUUUACAGGAAUUAUUCAGACAAGAUGAAGAAACUGGACAUCCUCAACUUCCAAACCAUGCAUGCUGCAGGUUUACUGCACCUGAAAGACACUGUUCUGUCCCAGCCACCGCGGCGGAAUUCGAUCCAGGCGAUGGUGCUACACAACUGGUGUAAGCUGGGGAAAGUUGCGGCGGAGCCAAUGAGGAAGAUCGUGACGGAGAUGCAGAGAGAUUUCGAGGUUGUGUACGUUGGACAGCUCUGCCUCUCCUGGGAAAUGCUUCACUGGCAGUUCUGCAAGUCCCUGGAGCUCAUGAAGUUCGAUUCGUCGUCGCGAAGCUCUCGUCGAUACAAUCAAGUGGCAGGGGAAUUCCAGCUGUUCCAGGUUUUGGUGCAGAGGUUCGUCGAGAAUGAGCCCUUCCAGAGUCCCAAAAACAGGGUCCAGAGCUACGUCAAGGAUCGCUGCGUCGUUCGAAACCUUCUUCAGGUCCCAAUGAUCAAAGAGGACAGCUUGAAGGAGGAGAAGGAAAAGGAGGAGGGAGAUUACGAGCUCGUAAUCACGAGCGAAAUGCUCGUAGAGACCAUCGACCGAUCCACGAGACUCUUUUGGGAGUUCCUCCGAAACGAAAACAAUUCCCUAACCGCAUCGCAACCUCACACCGAUUCGCACGAUCAGGACACCAUGAACUCAGAGCUCCUCCAGGAAGUCAGAACCGAAUUUCACAAGAAGGACAAGAAGCUGAAGGAAAUCCUGAAGACAGGGAACUGCCUGCUGAAGAAGUUCCAGAGGCAGCAACAUGGCAGUCAGGAAUUUAGGAGACAGAGGGAAUUAGUGGUGGCUCAGGUCGAACUGAAGCUGGUCUCUAGGGUUCUGAGCAUGAACAGAAUCACAGCAGAGCAGCUGAUUUGGUGCCAUGAGAAAUUAGGGAAAGUGAGGUUGUCUAAUAAUAGGAAAGUAUCUGUUGAGCCUUCGUUUCUGCUCUUCCCUUGCUGACACAAACACACACUUACCCUACUAAAGUUAGCAACUUUGAUGAAUCCUAUACAUCCUUUUUUUCUUCUUCUUUUACUUUAGGAACGACAGAUGUAUAUGAAAGAGAUAUAGAGGGGAAAGAAAGGUAAACCACUGUGGUGCUGAAAGAUGCCAUCUUUUCCGUUUUUGGGUUGGAGGAUUAUUAGAGUGGUUUAGGUUAUUGGAAUUACUUUACUUUGGAAGAAGAGAUUGAUGAUGGAAGAUGAAGAAAUUAAAUGGUGGUGGUAGUGGGUGGUUUAUAGAUCUUCAAUGUGGGUGGCUAUAUAUCUAGCUAUAGGGAACAUCCGCGCACAUAAACUACAGUAAACUAAACAUGGCUG
Molecule: messenger RNA, 6060 nt
Organism: Linum tenue
Lineage: Eukaryota; Viridiplantae; Streptophyta; Magnoliopsida; Malpighiales; Linaceae
Source: the annotation of a GenBank genome assembly